AUGACGAAGAUAUGUAUGCUGAACGGUAUCGUGCACCAACGGACUGUCCCGUAUAGCCCUCAGCAGAAUGGAGUGGCAGAACGGAUGAACCGAACUAUCAUGGAGAGAUCUCGAAGUAUGCUAUACUACAAGGGCGUUCCAAUGGAGUGGUGGGCUGAAGCAGUUAGUACUGCGGUAUAUCUAAUCAACCGUUCCACGAACACGCACAACGCAACCGUAACACCGUUUGAGCUAGGUUUCAAAGUGAAACCUACGCUAGAUCACCUACGCGUAUUUGGUUCUCGCGGGUACGCUCACAUUGACGAAGCGAAGAGGACGAAGCUUGAACCUAAGAGCUUUAGAUGUCUGCUGCUCGGAUACCCAGAAAACGUCAAGGGUUACCGUGUCUAUGACUUGGACGCUUCCAAGGUCAAGGUUUCUCGCUCGGUGAAAUUGGACGAGCACGCCGAUGAUGAAGUCACGCUCGCACCAGUGGAACUUCAACCCGUCGAAGCGGAACCCAUGGAAGGCGUUGAGAACGAUGCACCGGAUGUAGAGAUGGAGAGCAUGCAACCGAUACAGGACGCUAUACCGCCGCUGCUGAUGCCACAAGAACGGUCAGCUUCCACUGGAUUUGAGUUGGAACCAAGUUCCCGGGAACCAGUCUUCCUUCUUGAAGAGGGAACGGACGCAGAGGAAGAACGGAAGUCGGAAGGAAGAGAUGGACCGUCCUAUCCGAAGCGUGCCAGGAUCGAUGAAGACGGCCUUAUUGCUGAAGCCGUCCUCGCGUACGCAGCAAGCAUUGACACAGUGGAUCUUCCUACAACAUACGCUCAGGCAAUUGCCAGUGAAGAUUCAACACAGUGGCGUGAAGCCAUGGAUGCUGAACUGCUCUCUCAUAAACGGAACGAUACCUGGACAUUAGUUCCACGAGGAACGGCCAUCCGUACCAUUGGGUGCAGAUGGGUUUUCGCCAAGAAGCGUGACCAGAACGGUCGCGUGGUGCGCUUCAAAUCGCGGUUGGUGGCGAAGGGUUUCAAGCAGAAGUACGGAGUGGAUUUUUUUGAAACGUACUCUCCUGUGGCGAACAUGAACUCGAUUCGAGUUGUGCUCUCCGUCUGCGCUGCUUUCGCGUACCAGAUGGAACAGUUGGACGCUGACACAGCGUUCCUCAACAGUGAGUUGGAGGACCGUGUCUACAUGGAGGUACCAAUUGGCGUUGAGAACGCUCAGAACUAUGUGUGCCAGCUGAACAAGGCCAUCUAUGGACUGAAGCAAGCUGCAAGUGCCUGGAACAAGACCAUUCAUCGGGUAUUUCUUGGGUACGGAUUCAAGAGCUGUGGUGCGGACCAGUGCGUCUAUGUCAAGCGUUCCAAGAGCAAUUUCAUUUACGUCUGUCUUUACGUAGAUGAUAUGAUCAUUGCGGCGAAGACUAGUGAUGAAAUUGAUGACGUGAAAAACGCACUCAAGAGUGUCUUUAAGAUGAAGGAGCUUGGACCGGCGAAAUUUAUCCUGGGAAUGGAGAUCGACCAUAACAUGACUGCUGGAACGCUUAUGAUUAAGCAAACGCGAUACAUCGAUGAUGUGGCGAAACGGUUCGGGCAAGAGAACGCUAAGUCGGUUGACAACCCGUGUGCAACUGGUCUUAAGUUGUCAAAGUCGCAAUCGCCAGCAACGGAUGAAGAGCGAAGAAAGAUGCAAUCGAGACCGUACCGCUCCUUAAUUGGAUGCCUACUGUAUAUCACGACGUGUACUCGCCCGGACAUUUCAUUCGUGGUAACGCAACUUUCUCGUUUCCUGGAGAAUCCCGGGGCGCAGCAUUGGAACGCUGCUAUACGUGUUCUACGCUACUUAAAGACGACUCGCCAGCACGGGAUCAUCUACAAAGGUGGUACUGGCAGCGUCACAGCUGAAGCCUACUCGGAUGCGGACUGGGGUUCCAACCUCGACGACAGGCGUUCUGUCUCGGGGGUUAUGAUCAUGAUUGGGAACGCUCCGGUGGUGUUCAAAUCUAAGUUCCAACGAACGGUUGCCCUCAGCUCAGCGGAAGCUGAGUAUAUGGCUUUAAGCCUAUGCGUUCAGGAAGUGCUAUGGACGCGUGCGAUACUGACGGACAUGGGAAUGGUACAAAUGAACGCUACCCAGAUAUGGGAGGACAAUCAAGGAGCGAUUGCUUUGGCCCAAAACGCUGGUUAUCAUGCUCGGACCAAGCAUGUGGACAUCCGUCAUCACUUCAUCAGAGAGACGAUUGAAGACAGGACGGUUGCGGUAGCGUAUGUGGACACCAAACAUCAAUUGGCCGACAUACUGACCAAGGCGCUAGGAUCCAAGACGUUCAAGUUCCUGCGCGAUGCAAACAGUAUCCAGUGCAAAGAAACCAAGCAGUAG
Molecule: messenger RNA, 2367 nt
Organism: Peronospora matthiolae
Lineage: Eukaryota; Oomycota; Peronosporomycetes; Peronosporales; Peronosporaceae
Source: the annotation of a GenBank genome assembly